Molecule: messenger RNA, 2656 nt
Organism: Hemibagrus wyckioides
Lineage: Eukaryota; Metazoa; Chordata; Actinopteri; Siluriformes; Bagridae
Gene: cyp2u1
Product: cytochrome P450 2U1
Exons: 5
Coding region: 355-1965 (536 amino acids)
Biological process (GO): xenobiotic metabolic process
Cellular component (GO): cytoplasm; intracellular membrane-bounded organelle
Molecular function (GO): heme binding; iron ion binding; oxidoreductase activity, acting on paired donors, with incorporation or reduction of molecular oxygen, reduced flavin or flavoprotein as one donor, and incorporation of one atom of oxygen
Source: RefSeq, a predicted model, not a curated record
CCCAUAACGCAACGUCCAAAACACAAGGUACAGUAGAAGCUCGAGUGACAGAUGCGCGAGACCCUCGAGGGGCUUGUUUGGAGAAGAAUAUUGAGUUUUAGAUGUGUUAAGUGAGCUCCCGGAGUGUCGUUGUGCAUCGCGGUGCUAUUUAAAGGUGUUAGGAUUUGUUUAUAUUAGCUGGUAGCCUUCAGCGGCGUCAAACCUGGUAUCAAACAACAGUAAAGUCGUUAUAAUGUGAAAUGCAUAAUAUUUAUAGCAUUGAGACUACAUCACUAAGAUGUUUCGGAAUCUGACUCACCGGAAGUGAUGGUUUUAUGAUUAUUAUUACUAUUAUUAUUAUCUCCAAUUAUUAUCAUGGAGGCUAUCUUUAGUAAAAUGUGGCAUGAAGUCGAAUUCCCCUCGGUGUCUUUCGUGUUCUUCUCUCUUUUCAUCAUUAUUGUUUUCUAUCUGCUGCGGCAGAAUCGACUAAGUAAACACUUGUUUGUAAACAUCCCCCCGGGUCCAAAACCACUUCCGGUUGUCGGGAACUUUGGCAGCUUGUUCGUGCCGCCGUUUAUUCUGAAGCUGUUCGUGUGGAAAACUGAGGAGUAUGACAAGAAGAAAGCAAGCCCUAUUUCCCCGCAGGUCGGUUUAACGGAUUUGUCGAAGGUUUACGGUAACAUUUACAGCCUGUUUGUGGGCAGUCAGCUGGUCGUGGUGCUGAACGGAUACGAGCUGGUCAGAGACGCGCUGUCCAACCACGCCGAGGUUUUCUCUGACAGACCCGACAUCCCUCUGGUCACCAUUCUGACCAAGCGGAAAGGCAUUGUGUUUGCACCAUAUGGUCCAAUGUGGAGAAAACAGCGCAAGUUCUGCCACAUGACUCUUCGAAACUUCGGCCUUGGCAAGCUGAGUCUGGAGCCCUGCAUCCACGAGGGAUUCGACAUGGUCAAGGCUGAGCUGCUGAAGCGAAACCAGGAGGCAGAAGGACAGGGAGUGGACCUGACGCCUUUGAUCAGCAAUGCCGUGUCUAACGUGAUCUCUUCCAUCAGCCUGGGUCAGCGGUUCCACCACCAGGACGAGGAGUUCCUUACGCAGCUGAACCUCAUGGCUAACGGGCUGGAGAUCAGUAUGAACAGCGCCGCAGUGCUCAUCAACAUCUUCCCCUGGCUCUACUACAUCCCCUGCGGCGUCUUCGGGCAGCUCCGUCGGGUAGAGAGGGACAUCACGGCAUUCCUGAAGAAGAUUAUAGCCAGGCACAGGGCCACACUGGAUCCGGAGAACCCCAGGGAUUUCAUUGAUAUGUAUCUGGUGGAGAUGCUGACCCAGCAAAAAUCAGGAGGAUCAGAGGAGGACGGAUUCUCUGAGGAUUACCUGUUCUACAUAAUAGGAGAUCUAUUUAUAGCAGGGACAGAUACGACCACUAAUAGCAUCCUGUGGAUGGUACUGUACAUGUGUUUGCAUCCUGAUGUCCAAGAGAAUGUCCAGCGAGAGAUCGAUGCAGUAGUGGGACGUGGAAGGCUGCCGUCGCUGACUGAUAAAGGCACGCUGCCCUACACUGAGGCCACGAUCAUGGAGGUGCAGAGAAUGUCCGUGGUGGUGCCACUGGCUAUCCCUCACAUGGCGUCCAAGACUACAGAAUUACAUGGGUACACUAUUCCUAAGGGGACAGUCAUCCUUCCCAACCUCUGGUCAGUCCAUAGAGAUCCCACUGUGUGGGAGAAUCCAGAUGACUUCAAUCCUUCACGGUUUCUGGAUGAAGAAGGCCAGCUCCUCAGGAAGGAAUAUUUUAUUCCAUUUGGAAUAGGUCGGAGAGUGUGUAUGGGAGAACAGCUGGCGAAGAUGGAGCUCUUCCUGAUGUUCACCAGCAUGAUGCAGGCUUUCACAUUUAACCUCCCCGAGGGGCAUCAGCCUCCGUCCAUGCAUGGACGCUUCGGCCUCACGCUGGCUCCCAGUCGCUUCAAAGUGUGUGUAACGCCACGCUAACCUGAAACGCAAACAUUAUCACAUCAGAAGAUCAGGACUGAUAACGGUUCCUUUCCUAGCUGAAAAUGUGUUUAAUGCUCUUUAAGACAAUGAAUCAUGCAAAAGAAGGUGAUCAAGUGAGACUGUGAAACUGUGAUUUGAGCUUCAGUUGUAAAAGAAGAGCUUUGUACCAAAUCAUUUCACUAAAUGGUGUCAGAUUAUUUCACACAAUUAUUUCACACAAAUGUAUAUUUAUACUACAAUGGUCUGUAAUUUCUCUAUUCUUUUUUUAAUGUCAGCUUUCGUUUACCUUUUGCACUUUACUGCUUUGAAAGCCUGAUCAUUUCCAAAUCAUUGUUAUAAUAUCAUAAUACUAAAAAGAAUUUAUUUACAUUUCAUACUUUUACACUUUAUAUUUUUUUAGCUUCUGCACUUACUUGUGGUCUGUGACCAAAAUGUAUUUUAGUAAUUUGAUUUAUUCAUUUCUAUAAAAUGAGGGAACAGACAAUGACAGUGCAGUAGAACAUAAUUAAUCCUUUUGAUUUCUCUUACUGAACAAUCCAAACUCUUAUCUAAAUGAAUUAAAAAAAUUUAUGGAUUUUUAUAGUGAAAAAAUAUAAUGCAAUAAUGUGUUCUGAAUGCAGAUCAUUGCACAAAUACUACAGUAUUUACAGUAUUUCAUUUGGAAUAAAAAAAGGUUUAUUUACCUUAA